Molecule: messenger RNA, 630 nt
Organism: Grosmannia clavigera kw1407
Lineage: Eukaryota; Fungi; Ascomycota; Sordariomycetes; Ophiostomatales; Ophiostomataceae
Product: chromatin modifying protein 1b
Exons: 3
Coding region: 1-630 (209 amino acids)
Biological process (GO): late endosome to vacuole transport; protein transport; endosome transport via multivesicular body sorting pathway
Cellular component (GO): ESCRT III complex; multivesicular body
Source: RefSeq, a predicted model, not a curated record
AUGUCGCAAAAACAGCUCGCCCGCGACAUGCAGACGGAGUUCCAGGCUCGGUUUCACGCCAAGCAGGCCCGUCGCGAGUCACAGAAGGCAGCCAAGCAGGACGGCGAGCUGCGGAAACAGAUCCAGAAUCUCCUCAAAAAAGGGGAAACCCAGCAGGCAGCCCAGAAGGCACGGAUGCUGCUAGCCAAGCAAGCCAUCGCCACGCAGAUGGACCAGGCGGCCGACAUGGCCGAGUUAUCGGUGGCACAGAUCCAAGCCAACAACGCGAUGAACCGGAUGACGGCCAUGAUGCAGCAGUCGUCGCGCACGAUGAGCCGGGCGCAGCGCAGCGUCAACCCGGAGCGCACGUUGGUGGCCUUGGAGCAGUACCGGACGCAGAACGAGGACUACGCCAUGUCCAACAGCAUCUACACCGACGCCAUGACUCAGAACACGUCUGUCCAGGUGUCCGACGACGCCGUCCACGAGCUUCUGGGCAAGCUGGCCGACGAUGCCGGCGUUGAGCUGUCGCAGGAGCUCAACUCAGCCCAGGUCAGCAAGACGGAGCCGGUGCGCGAGCCGGCCGCUGCCGAGCCGACGGCCGAGGAGGAGGAUGCCUUGCAGCAGCGGUUGAGGGCAUUGAGGGCGUGA